UUCAAACCUUUCAAACGUAGAGAAAGAUAAUACGAUAUAUACAAAAUGAUCGAGAUAACUAUUUCUACAUAAACAAUAUUUUAUUUAUAAAAGAAAGAAAAGAUAGAUAUAUGUACAAAGCAACAUAAUGAGUGAAUUUAAGAUACAUCAUUUAAUAAGGGAGUUGAUUGAAUCACUCGGUUCGGAAACUGCCCCAGAAGAACAUAUAGAAAAGCUGCAGAAAGAGAGCUCAACAGCAAAUGCGCUAAAUACUGUUGCUCCUCAAAGUUGCAUUCAAUAUCUUUCCAAACAUUCAUUACAACCAGAAUUAUUUAUACAAAAAUAUGAGGAACUGAAAUCUAAGAAAGUAGAUCUGUUAGGUCCAUUCAUGCAGACUCUGGAAUUAAUAUCUCAAGAUAAUGAAUUGAAGAAAUUUCUGUCAAAAUCUGCACCAGCACUAGCUGCUGGUUCUACGAAGGAUCAAGUCAUUACACAAAAAGAUUUGCCAAAGAUCUGCAAAAAUGUGAUGAAAGCUGCUGUUGAAGGAGGAAAGAAAUUAAAUCAGCAAGCAAUUAAUAAAAAAACUGAUAGUGCCUUAACAAUACACAAUUGGGUAGCAGAACGUCCACGUAUAACUUGGGAUUUUUAUAGUGACACAACUGUAGCACUCCAUCAAAAAGUUGUUCCCGUUGUAUCGCAAGAAUCUAUACUUUUAUGGGAUAUCUUGUAUUGCUUAAAAGGCAUAGAUGGUUCAUACAUUGUUUCAGAACCUUUAGCAACUCCCUAUGGUAUUAAGACAUUUUCUAUGUCAUCAGAUAUUGGUAUAUCGUUUAAGCAACUCGCGCAACAGAUAAUACCUUUAGCUUCAUGUUACUCCAUGACAAUGAGAUUUGUAGAGGAGAAAGUCUCCCCAGAUGAUGGACAAGUUAAUCAUGCUUUGAGAGGAGCUAUACGAUCUUUACUGAAGGAUUACUUGCUCUUUGUUGUACAACUUGAAAUGGAACAUGUCAAUGGUAAAUUAAAUUUGCAAAAGUUAUGGUUUUACAUUCAGUCCACUAUGAUUACAAUGUCUAUACUUGCUCAAAUUACAUCCACAAUAUGCAAGGCAAAUGCUAGAGGUGGGAAAGUGCUGAGCCUGCUUCACGAGCAAACAAUGAACAAUAUUAGCGGUGAAGCCAAAUCCAAAAAACUGUGCCUGUAUUUGAUGCAGGCUGCAAGCAUGCCGUAUAUGCAGAUUUUAGAAAAAUGGGUCUAUAAAGGGAUGAUAUGUGAUCCGUACCAAGAGUUCUUUGUCGAAGAUAACGAAUUGGUUCAAAGAGAAGAACUUCCUGUGGAUUAUUCUGCAGAUUAUUGGGAAAAACGGUACACUAUGCGACCGGAGAGGAUACCUGUAUUUUUAAACGAAUACGCACAAACGAUACUUAGGACGGGCAAAUAUUUCAACGUUAUUAGGCAAUGUGGUAAAACGGUGCAGUGGGGAAAACAAGAGCCCUUAAGUUAUCAACAUCAAGGGCAAACAUAUAUAGCUGCCAUCGAUAGAGCAUAUUCAGAAGCCGCUAAAAAAUUAUUGGAAGUCCUCAUACAUGAGAACGAUCUAAUGGGCAGACUGCGUAGUGUAAAAAGUUAUUUUCUUCUCGCCCAGGGAGAUUUUGUGGUACAAUUUAUGAAUCUCUGCGAGGCCGAGUUAAAUAAAAGCAUGUAUGACGUUGUGCCGCAUCGUUUGGCAUCUCUCCUCGAAGUUGCCCUGCGAAUGUCCACAGCCGACUCAGAUCCUUACAAGGACGAUCUGAAGCCUGAGCUACUUCCAUAUGACUUGCAGUACCAAAUGUUCAGAAUACUUUCGAUCCAAACUAGAGACGAGAAAGAAUACUGCCUUCAAGCGGGUAAAACUCUAACUGGUUUGGAAGCCUUUGUCUUCAAUUACGACGUUAAAUGGCCAGUUUCUUUGAUUAUCAACAGAAAGGCGAUAGCUUGUUAUCAAAUGUUGUUUAGGCACUUGUUCUUUUGCAAGCAUGUGGAAAGGCUUUUGUGCAGAGUAUGGAUUAGCAAUAAAAUUGCGAAAACGUUCACGCACGAAGUGGCGAUGGCUUACAGACAGGCGUUUUCGUUACGGCAAAGAAUGUUGGAUUGUAUACAACAUUUGGAAUACUACAUGAUGGUGGAAGUCGUGGAACCAAAUUGGCUGAAAUUUAUAAAUAAAAUGAGCAAAGUUAGUAACGUUGACGACGUACUGAGCGUGCAUCAAGACUUGCAGGAUAGCUAUUUGAAAGAGUGCAUGUUAACGGAUCCUGAUCUUCUCGGCUGCAUCACCAGUAUAUGUGCCAUUUGCGUGGAAUUCUGCAGUUUUAUGCAGUGUAUGAGCCGCUACUACAUUGAUGCUGAAUUGACAUCCAUGAUUGGUGCCUGUCAGGAAGAUGUCUAUGAAUAUGAGAUGUCUGAAGAAAAUGAAGCUGAGAGUGGUGCGGCAGCGAAAGACGGGACAGGAAGCUUCGAGGAGACAAUCAUAUCAUUAGAUGAAAAAUUUACUGAAGUAUUACUACGUCUUCUGAAUCGGAUCUGUGAUCUGGGUUGUCAUAACAACAAUGAGAAGCUACUUAAUGUCUUGUGUCGGCUCGACUUCAACUUAUUUUACACCGACAUACUGGUGCGCCAAGGAAAAGAGAAGACUGUCACACGGCAAGAUAUAUCUGGUUAGUAAUUACAUGCUAUUCGCGCAACUCGUCCAUUGUUGUCGCUGAUUUAUUCUCAGACAUGUAGAUCUGCGAUAAAACAAUAAUCUAUUGAUAAAUAAGAAGAAAUUUAUUUAUUUUCUAUACACAUGAUGGAAGUCAUACUAAUUUUUGCAAUGACUAUAACAACAUCUAUCUGCUUUGUUAACGCGUUGAUUGUAUUUAUUAACACAAAAAACAAUACUCUCGUUACAAAUAGACGUUUGGAAUCGUGAAAGAUCUGCUUACAGUUUGGUUAUAGAGCGGUAUCGAUUGUAAAACAAAAAAAAAGAAAGAAAGAUGUAAGACUAUACAAUUUUAAAAGCAGGUGCGACUUACAUUUACAUUUGUAUGUCGCACAAACAACAUGUAAACUGUUUCGCUCGGGAUAUUAAUGAAGCACAUUGUCAUGUAGCUUAGCUAAGCUUACCUUAGCAUGUAGCUGAGUCUACGCGUUGAACGUAAUAAAAGGCAACGUACAUUUAA
Harpegnathos saltator (Jerdon's jumping ant) is the source of this 3173-nucleotide messenger RNA. Its product is annotated as Gamma-tubulin ring protein 84. The record is from RefSeq and is a predicted model, not a curated record. The coding region runs from base 128 to 2674 and encodes 848 amino acids. Gene Ontology annotation, cellular component: microtubule organizing center; gamma-tubulin complex; spindle pole. Gene Ontology annotation, molecular function: microtubule minus-end binding; gamma-tubulin binding. Gene Ontology annotation, biological process: meiotic cell cycle; cytoplasmic microtubule organization; spindle assembly. Lineage: Eukaryota; Metazoa; Arthropoda; Insecta; Hymenoptera; Formicidae. The transcript is spliced from 19 exons.